This is a messenger RNA of Penicillium olsonii, 1968 nucleotides long. The record is from the annotation of a GenBank genome assembly. NCBI's taxonomy places the organism in Eukaryota, Fungi, Ascomycota, Eurotiomycetes, Eurotiales, Aspergillaceae.
AUGGCCUCCUUCCUCCCUGUCAACACCUCCGACGACGCCAUGGACGGAGCAGCCACCCCUCGUGCAACCCCCAAUGGCGUCCCCGGCCCCCCGGACGCCGCGACAGCCGACCACCCUCCCGACGGGGCACACAGCCGCGGCAGCGACGCUUCCUCUCGCACGACCGUGACCCAUGUCCGCACGCCGUCCAUGUCGGACGAGCCCAUGCAGGACUCGGAGGGGGAGCAGGAGGACUCGGAUCACGACCAGGAUCUGGGGAGCAAUGCCCCACCCUCGAAAAAGAAGAAGGGACAACGGUUUUUCUGCACUGAUUUUCCUCCAUGCAAUUUGAGCUUCACCCGGAGUGAACACCUGGCCCGACACAUUCGCAAGCACACCGGCGAGCGUCCCUUCCAAUGCCACUGCUCGCGGCGCUUCUCCCGCCUCGACAAUCUCCGACAGCAUGCGCAGACAGUCCACGUGAACGAGGAGAUCCCGGGAGACUCGCUGGCCGCCACGGGAACCCGAUUCCAGCGUCAGGUCCGGACCGAUAGAGUGCGCCCGCCGGGUCGGGCGCGGGCAGGCACAGGAGGCAGUAUUGGAGGACAUAGCCGAGGGCAUAGCAGGAAUCUGUCCACGUCGAGCAUUGCGUCCAACACAUCGACCUUCAGCCAGCCCCCCGAGCUGCGGCGGCGGCCCCCGCCCUUGAUCAUGGCCAAUGACCCCGCAGCCCGAUCUCGUCUGGCCAUGGAAUCCAUGGGGGAGCCGCCCAGUACCCCUCCAGGGCAGAUCCGAGGGGUACCUGGCCCCGCUGGGUCACCGUAUACCCCCUCCAACAUGUUCGCCGCUGGUGGGGGGAGCCCGCAAUUUGCCUCGCCCAUGUCGACCACAUCACAUGGCUUCUGGGAUGGCAAGACGGCGGCUCGCCGUCUGUCCGUGCCGACCAGCAGCAAUCCGUUCCUUGCACAAGGUAACGCAUAUCCCCCGGUCUAUCAUGCCCCGGGGGUGCCGUAUCCCGCGGCCGCGGGCGUGUUCGCAAGCCCCGCCAGCUCGCACUAUGGAUCUCGUGAUGAGGGCACGCUCAGUGCUGCGGAGGCUGAAAUGCGCCGGCGGACCUGGCACCCUUCUUCAUACACUGGGUUCCCGCGCCCUGGCACAAGUGGCUUGAAUCAUUACCACACCCCGGACACAGUGCCCGCCUCGUUUGGUGGAAAUGGAUCUGUAGAGAAUCCGCCUCGACUCCCUGGCAUCGAGAGCUUCGAUAAAGUAGUCUCCCAGCAGCGACCAAUGACUCCCCCGGGUCGGAAAGCGAGCCCCAUGCAGAUUGAUGGUCACCAGCGCCAACCGUCCGGCCCUCCCCAGGCGUUCGGCUCGGGCUUCAAUUAUACACAGCCCGCCCAUCGGCCCCCGCCGCCCAUCUCCGGCCCUGGUCAUCGCCGUGGACAUGUAUCGUGGGAUAUGUCCUUGCAUCAUAACCUCACCGGCCUCGACAUCCGUGAUCGACGCCCGUCUACUGCAUCUGCCUCCCAGUGGAGCCAGCAAACCAUUGCCGAACUGCAAAACGUCUCCUCCCGGCCAUCCUCAUCGUACCAACCCAGCUUUGGCCCCACGGCCGAGCGAAGCCCGGAGGAGUUCCGUUCCCAUCGUCCCAGUCUUUCCACCAGCAGUCGACCGGCACGCACCUCCCCCGAAGAUUCCAGCAGUAGCGAAGGGGUCCACACCCCAUCCACUGCAUCCCUCGAAUAUCACCCCGCGAUUGUGCAUAGCAGUGGAUACAUCGAGCCCAACGACUCCCCGCUCCCCACCGAACACCCUCCACCGAUCUGUAGUCGGCAAUCCUCCCACGUGGACGACUUCCAAGGCACCGACCGAGAGCCCCGAUCCAACAUGUACCCUGACUCGACCCGCACCUCAGGCAUGGGCCGUCUGGAGGCUCUCGUCGCCGUCGCCACGAGCGAGAAUAAAGGAGCAGCUAAGCUGUUUCUGUAA